CAAAAAUAUUUUAUAAAAUAUUCGGGGUUUUAGCAUUUUUUGUAUUAAAAGUUAAAUAAUUUUUAUAUGGUAACGAAUAAAAUGAGUAUAUCAUUAUCUUCAUCUCGUCCUAGGACUAGUAUAUUAGAUAAACCAUUACCAAAAGGAAAAACUGAAAUAUCUUUGAGUACUUUUGCAUUGUUAUUUUCUGAAGUAGUACAAUAUUGUCAAAAUCAAGUUUUCACAGUACCGGAGCUUCAAACAAAAUUACACGAUUUAGGCAAGGAUGUAGGUGUCAAAUUGAUUGAUUUGUACUUUAUGAGAGAACGUAGUGGAAAAAGAGAAAUUAAAUUGUUAAAUAUAUUGUUGUUUGUGAAAUCGACCUUGUGGAAAAAUUUAUUUGGAAGAGAAGCUGAAAAGUUAGAACAUGCUAACGAUGAUGAAAGAACGUAUUAUUUAAUGGAAAAAGAAUCUGUUGUAAAUAAGUAUAUAUCUGUUCCAAGAGAUAAAGGAUCUUUAAAUUGUGCCGUGUACGUAGCUGGCAUUAUUGAGGCAGUACUAACUAAUAGCGGCUUUCCAGCAAAAGUAACAGCCCAUUGGCAUAAAGGAACAACAUAUAUGAUUAAAUUCGAAGAAUCGGUUAUUGCCAGAGAUAAACAACUAGAAGAGAGAUAAGAGAAUUAAUAAAUGUUUUUAUUUAUUUU
This is a messenger RNA of Chrysoperla carnea, 683 nucleotides long. RefSeq names its product trafficking protein particle complex subunit 5 (gene Trs31). The transcript has 4 exons. Gene Ontology annotation, cellular component: TRAPPI protein complex; TRAPPIII protein complex; TRAPPII protein complex. The record is from RefSeq and is a predicted model, not a curated record. NCBI's taxonomy places the organism in Eukaryota, Metazoa, Arthropoda, Insecta, Neuroptera, Chrysopidae. Bases 67 to 654 code for a protein of 195 amino acids. Gene Ontology annotation, biological process: endoplasmic reticulum to Golgi vesicle-mediated transport.